Pistacia vera is the source of this 876-nucleotide messenger RNA. Its product is annotated as zinc finger BED domain-containing protein RICESLEEPER 2-like. Gene Ontology annotation, molecular function: DNA binding. The transcript has a single exon. NCBI's taxonomy places the organism in Eukaryota, Viridiplantae, Streptophyta, Magnoliopsida, Sapindales, Anacardiaceae. Bases 1 to 876 code for a protein of 291 amino acids. The record is from RefSeq and is a predicted model, not a curated record.
AUGGAGGAUAUCUUGAGGAACCAGCUUUGUGUGCAGAAUGUUUUGUUAUGUAGGGGUGAAUUUUUCCAUGUGCAAUGUUCUGCACAUAUCUUGAAUCUUAUUGUUCAAGAAAGGUUAAAAGCUACUAGUGUUGCUUUAAAUAAGAUUCGAGAUAGUGUGAAAUAUAUUAAGGCAACUGAGGCUAGAAGAAUCAAGUUUGGAGAACUUGUUGUACAAAUGGGAGUGAAAAGUUCAAUGGGGUUGAGAUUGGAUGUUUCCACUAGAUAUAAUUCGACAUUUUUAAUGCUUGAAACAGCGUUAAUAUAUCGUCAUGUGUUUGUGGCUUUAUCAAUAAUAGAUCUCAGUUAUAAAUUUUGUCCAUCAGAUGACGAAUGGGAUAGGGGGCUGAGGAUAUGCAAGUUCUUGGAACCAUUUUAUGAUAUUACGACUUUAUUCUCGGGUUCCAAAUAUCCUACAGCAAACUUGUACCUGAAAUAUGUGUGGGAAAUUCAAUUGCGUUUAAUUGAAAAGAGGACGAGUAACGGAAUUGAAAAGAGGAUGAGUGAGGAUGAAGUUGUUAGGAGCAUAGCAGAACAAAUGAUGCCAAAAUUUGCAAAAUAUUGGGAUUCUUAUAGUCUUGUGUUGAUGAUUGCAACUAUUCUUGACUCAUGUCCCAAGUUUCAAUUUGUGGAGUAUGCUUUCAAGAAAGUUUAUGAUUUAACUACUGUCAUACGAAAGUUGGAGGUUGUUAAGAAUAACUUGCAAAAGCUUUUUCAAGCUUACGAGGCUCAAUAUUCCAAAGAAGUUCAUGUCUUACCUUUAGUUGUUUCUCCUGCGAGUGGUCCUACUCUUGGUAAGCGUAUAGAUAAUUCUUCUGUAAGUUACUAUACUUUUUAG